GCCCAAUCACCAAGCACCACUUUUUUAUUUGAUUCCAAAGGCUGAUGGCAGUCUGUUGUGUCUUUUUGUACAUCUGAUGAUUCUUGAAACUCUUUUAUCACCCUGUUUUAUGCUCCUGUUUCCAGCUAUUAUCUGCCUUCGCUUUUACUUCCCCAGGGUACUUGGUUAAGUGUCACUGUUGAGUGGAUUUUGGGAUUUUUUUGUUUUCUGGGAAAAAAGAUGAGUGGAGCUGUGCUUGUAGCUGUUGUAGCGGCUAUUGGUAACUUGUUGCAAGGAUGGGAUAAUGCUACCAUUGCAGGCGCUGUUCUAUACAUAAAGAGAGAGUUUAAAUUGGAAAGCGAACCGACUAUAGAGGGUCUGAUUGUAGCCAUGUCUCUUAUCGGAGCCACAUGCAUUACUACAUGCUCAGGAGGAAUAUCGGACUGGCUAGGUCGCCGCCCAAUGCUAAUAAUCUCGUCCGUUCUUUAUUGUCUUAGUGGUCUUGUAAUGUUAUGGUCUCCUAAUGUUUUUAUCUUGCUAUUGGCAAGACUUUUGGAUGGGUUUGGGGUUGGUUUAGCAGUAACUCUGGUCCCAGUUUACAUAUCCGAGACUGCACCACCCGAAAUAAGGGGAUUGUUGAAUACCCUUCCGCAGUUUACUGGUUCUAUUGGAAUGUUUUUGUCAUAUUGCAUGGUUUUUGGAAUGUCGUUAACGGACUUACCGAAUUGGAGAAUUAUGCUUGGAGUUCUUUCUAUUCCAUCUCUUAUCUAUUUUGCAUUAACUGUUUUCUUCUUGCCCGAGUCACCAAGAUGGCUGGUAAGUAAAGGGCGAAUGAGCGAGGCGAAAAAAGUUUUGCAGAGACUACGUGGCAGGGAAGAUGUUGCUGGUGAGAUGGCAUUGCUAAUUGAGGGACUUGGUGUUGGAGGUGAAACCUCGAUAGAGGAGUACAUAAUUGGUCCAGCCAACGAGGACAUCGAAGACCAAGAUAUAUCUGCUGAUAAAGAUCAAAUCAAGUUAUAUGGAGCCGAACAAGGUCUUUCCUGGGUGGCCAGACCUGUCACUGGACAGAGUACUCUAGGUUCUGUGUCUCGGCAUGGAAGCGUAGCUUCUCAGAGUGCUCUUGGUCUUGUUGAUCCUCUUGUUACCCUCUUUGGAAGUGUCCAUGAGAAGGUUCCGGAAACAGGAAGUAUGCGUAGCGCACUUUUUCCGCACUUUGGUAGCAUGUUCAGCGUUGGAGGUAAUCAAGCUAGAAACGAAGAGUGGGAUGACGAUAUUGUUCCUAGAGAGGGCGAGGACUACCAAUCCGAUGGUGGCGAUGGUGAUUCAGAUGACAAUUUGCAUAGUCCUUUGAUCUCCCGGCAAACAACCAGUUUGGACAAGGACAUAGUUCCAGCUGCCCACGGUACUCUUACAAGCCUAAGACAUGGUAGUCUAAUGCAAUCAACUACCGGAGAACAAGUCGGUAGCAUGGGUAUUGGUGGUGGUUGGCAGAUAGCAUGGCAAUUGUCUGAAAAAGAAGGUCCGGAUGGGAAAAAGCAAGGGGGCUUUAAAAGAAUUUAUUUACACUCAGCGGGUACACCUGGAUCGAUGCGUGGAUCAGUAGUUUCUCUUCCUGGUGCUGAAGCCCCUGAAGACAGUGAGUAUGUCCAAGCUGCUGCGUUGGUGAGUGAGCCGGCUCUUUAUUCCACUGAGCUUAUGAAGCAGCAUCCAGUUGGACCGGCUAUGGUUCAUCCGGCCGAAACUGCCAUGGGACCAAGUUGGAAGGAUCUCUUUGAACCGGGAGUCAAGCACGCUUUAGCAGUAGGGGUCGGAAUUCAAUUACUUCAGCAGUUUUCCGGUAUAAAUGGAGUGCUAUACUAUACUCCCCAAAUUCUUGAGCAGGCAGGAGUCGGAGUUCUUCUUUCGAACUUGGGCAUCAGUUCAUCUUCUGCAUCUCUUCUUAUCAGUGGAAUUACGACCUUGUUGAUGCUUCCUAGUAUUGCAGUUGCGAUGCGGCUUAUGGAUGUUGCCGGUAGAAGGAGUUUGCUGCUCACCACAAUCCCGGUCCUGAUAACAUCUCUUGUCGUCUUAGUCAUUGGAAGCGUUGUGGAAAUGGGGAACGUUGUGCACGCUGCAAUCUCGACCGUUAGUGUUGUGCUAUACUUCUGUUUCUUUGUCAUGGGAUUCGGGCCGAUCCCAAACAUACUCUGUGCCGAGAUCUUCCCGACACGGAUCCGUGGCCUAUGCAUCGCUAUAUGCGCCCUUACAUUCUGGAUUUGCGACAUCAUCGUCACAUAUUCACUCCCGGUGCUGCUCAAAUCGAUAGGUUUAGCCGGCGUCUUCGGGAUGUAUGCCGUCGUAUGUGUUAUAUCAUGGGUGUUUGUGUUCUUAAAAGUGCCCGAAACCAAAGGCAUGCCCCUUGAAGUCAUUACAGAGUUCUUUUCCGUUGGUGCGAAGCAAGCUUCAGCUGCCAAGAACAACUGAGUUUGGUUAAAUAUUUGAUGGAUAUUUUGAAAGUUUUGACGACUGAUGCUCAAAUUUAUUGGCAAAAUAGGCAGUUUGAUUUAUGUAGAAAAAGAUUUUAAAAAUACUUUAUGAUUUGCUAUUUGUU
Molecule: messenger RNA, 2569 nt
Organism: Hibiscus syriacus
Lineage: Eukaryota; Viridiplantae; Streptophyta; Magnoliopsida; Malvales; Malvaceae
Product: monosaccharide-sensing protein 2-like
Exons: 6
Coding region: 220-2442 (740 amino acids)
Biological process (GO): transmembrane transport
Cellular component (GO): membrane
Molecular function (GO): myo-inositol:proton symporter activity
Source: RefSeq, a predicted model, not a curated record